Molecule: messenger RNA, 6511 nt
Organism: Neoarius graeffei (lesser salmon catfish)
Lineage: Eukaryota; Metazoa; Chordata; Actinopteri; Siluriformes; Ariidae
Gene: tecpr2
Product: tectonin beta-propeller repeat containing 2
Exons: 20
Coding region: 142-4218 (1358 amino acids)
Molecular function (GO): protein binding
Source: RefSeq, a predicted model, not a curated record
GUGCGCGGGGAACAUCAACAAGAGCAGACAUGUCUGUGAUGUGUUCAUGCCAUAUGUCAAAAUAUUGCUGGCAGCCUGAGAACUUAACACCGAUAUUAUCUUUAUCUGUGCUGUGAAAGGAUCAUCGAGUCAGUGUCGGUUAUGCAGAAGGAUUGCAUAACCAUGGCGACUCAACCACCCUGUCUGCCCCUGAGGGAAUUUUGCCCCCUCUACUACCUGCUCAAUUCCAUCCCUGCAAAAGUCCAGAAAGGCUUCCGCUCCGUCCUCGUCUAUCUCACGGCUCUGGACAGCAGCAGUGACUACAUUGCAGUGGGCAGCAGCAUCGGCAUGCUGUACCUUUACUGCAGGAGAGUAAGCCAGAUGAAUAAAUACAACUUGGAGGGGAAAAGCGAGGCCAUCACAGUCGUGAAAUUGCUGAGCUGCUUUGAUGACCUGGUGGCUGUGGGUACUGCCUCGGGCCGCGUUGCCCUCUUUCAGCUGGUGUCUCAGCUGCCAGGCAGGAAUAAACAGUUGAGACGCUUUGAUGUCAUCGGCCUGCACAAGAGCACAGUGACGGCAUUAGCGUGGAGCGCAAAUGGCAUGAAACUCUUCUCUGGUGAUGAUAAAGGGAAAGUGGUCUAUUCUGCUGUGGAUCUGGACCAGGGUGUAUGCAACCCGGUGGUGCUGUUAGAAGAGCCAUCAGCUAUAGUUCAGCUGGUAUACAGUCAGAAAGUGCUCCUUGUUUCUACCUGUCAGCGCUCUCUCGUAUUUAACACACAAGAACAAUCUCUCCAGCAACUGGGAACCAAACCCAGAAAAAGCAACGGCAAGUUUGGUGCCUGUUUUCAGCCUGCUCUGUGCAAGCAGAGUGACCUUCUGGUGUACGCAGCACGACCAGGCCUUCGUCUCUGGAGAACAGACGUGCGUGGGCGCGUACAAGAGACACAUGUACUCAAGCCGCUCUUUAACCAGGAUGUGCCUCAGUUCGAGCUCUUCCCUCGCUCAAGCCCCAGCGGAGCGUACCGACCCACUGACAGGCAGCUGGGGCUCGUCACCUGCUUCCUCAAGGAGGGUUGGGUGCUCAGCUGGAACGAGUACAGCGUCUACGUAGUGGACUGUACCAACCAGGUCAUUGUCGGCGGAAUGGAAAGCUGUGGAGACAUAGUGUCUGUAUCUUGCACAGAAAAUGAGAUCUUCAUUUUAAAAGGAGACAGGGACAUUCUGCGUAUCUCCAACUGCCCCGAGGGAUUGGUCUCCAACAUGUCAGAUCUGUCCUAUCGCCUGACCUCUCCUCUGUCCACCCCAACGGUUUUGAUCCCUGCAAAUGGAGCAGUGGAAACAGCUCAGCCGAUCAGGACGGUAGCUAUCGUUGCAGAACCAGAAGAGCAGCCCAAAGCAGAGGAGUCUGAAGAGGCCCAGGAGUUCAAAGAAGCACAGGAGGAGGUCAGCCAGGCACUAGAAGCACUAGAGGUGGCAGAGGAGGUUGAGGGCCAGAAGAAGACAUCGGUGCACACGCAAAGCUGCAGUAGCUCCAUCACUUCAUGGGAGAGCACACAGGGAACUUCAGAGAUGUCCUCCAGCCGAUACAGCACCAUCACACAAGAAGAUUUUCAGCAGGAACUAGUGGUCAAACCUGUCAAAUUGAAGAGGAAGGGCAAGAAGAUGAGACCAGAGAGUGGGAACUGCAUGAACGAGCACAACAGCUGGUCAGAGAGCGUGUACAGCCAGGACGGCCUGACUAGCGAUGGCCUCCCCACACCUGCCAGCGAGCCACCCUCAGACCGUACUAGCCUUAUGUGCAGUAGUCUGGAUCUCCACAGCAACGACUCACCUGAUCACGAGGGCUCUGUGUGCAUCGAGCCCCUCAGCACUGACGCAUCUUUAAUGCAGAACUUUUUGGAAAAAACCCAGAUUCAAGACCAUGAGAGCAGUGAGAGUUCCCUGAGCAAAGAAGCCGACACUGAGCCCUCCUGUCCCACAUCCAUCUGUCUACAAGACACGGCCUGCCAAGUUGACAAUGACCCUGCCAAAGCUGUGGAAAACAAGGAGCAAACAACCAGCACACCAGAUGUAGAUAUGCUGCUGGAGUGCACUUUCUCCUACAUGCAUGCAGCCAAUGAGAAGCCUGACCUGGAGGAGCCAGCUGAGCUGCAUAAUCCAGAGCUUCAGCCCAAAGAUGAUUUAGAAAGGAACUUUGAGUUGGAUUUACCAUCCUAUCCCAUUAGGCCACUUCCAUAUUCCCCAGAGCCAGAGCCGGAGCAAUCACCCUCCAGCGACGAAGAGGACAUAUAUACGCAUGCAGUGCCAUCUAGUGCCAGUCUAGGGGAUGGCCUCAGUAGUAUGGGCCUACAGAGUUCUACCAUGAAGCAGACAGAACAGGAAGACCUGCGGCUUCACAAAACAGACCAGUUGGCCGAGAGCUGGAUGGGCUACAGUGGGCCGGGCUGUGGCAUCCUAAGCCUGGUAGUGACUGAGCGACACAUCUGGUGCCUGGACUUUAAAGGAGGCCUGUACUGCAGCAGCCUCACCAAUGGCAGCCUGAGCUGGCAGAAAUAUGAAGAGAACAUCCAGCAGGUGGCUUUGUCCCCUUCCGGCUCAUUGCUGUGGAAGGUGGAACAGAAGACCAUGACGGCGUACGCAUGUGGUAAAGUGACCAUCAAGGGGAAAAGGCACUGGUACAAAGCCCUGGAUGAGACUUCCUUUGUGGCAUUGAGUGAUGACACAGCCUGGAUCAUACGCACCAGCGGAGAUCUUUAUCUCCAGACAGGGCUGAGCAUGGACCGGCCGUGUGCUCGUUCGGUGAAGGUGGACUGCCCAUGUCCCAUGGCACAGAUAGCAGCACGGGGCAGUGUGGUGUGGGCACUGAGCGAGCAGAGGGUUCUCUUCUACAGAGAGGGACUCAGCAGCUACUGUGCAGAGGGUGAACAGUGGAAAUACGACAAAAUCAGUGAGAGUCAGCGCCUGGAGCCCAUCUGUAUUGCCCUGGGUGAGAACAACACGCUGUGGGCUCUGGACACCAGCGGUAGCCUUUGGUUCAGAACCGGGGUCACAGCUAAGAAACCCCAGGGUGAAGAUGAGCACUGGUGGCAGGUGAGCAUCACGGAUUAUGUAGUGUUCGAGCAGGGCGGCCUUUUCCAGACACUGAUCCAGGCCACGCAGAGUGUCGCCAAGGUUCCUGUGGAGCGGGUUGCCGAGCGUUUGCGUGUGGCGUUCCUCUGGCAGCAGUCUCAGUGUCACCCAAGCUUGGUCAGUGCCAACCACAGUGGCGUAUGGAUCGCCUCGGGUCGCAACGACUUCCACGUGGCCAAGGGCAGCCUCAUUGGGACAUAUUGGAGAACUGUUGCACCCAAAGGGCUCGCAUCUGCUACUAAGUGGGCAUUUGUGUUUUCCUCAGCAGUCCCAGCCAAAGAGGGAAGUUUUCUUUGGCUGGGUCAGAGCAGGAAAGACUUGUUCUGCAUUUGGGACCAGGACCUGCAGAUGCGUCCUCUCACCGUUCAACUGCCUGCAGAUGUUGAGAUUGUGCAGCUGUCAGCCUGCAGGGACGCUCUGUGGGGGCUGGACCAGCACGGCCGUGUCCACAUUCGCACGCUCACAGCCAACUGCCCCACCGGCCUCCACUGGACACUUCUUGACCUCAGCCAGCUUGGACAUGUGAGGCUUCUGAGCUUUUCCUGUGGCAGUCAGAAUGUGUGGGCAUGUGACGCCAGUGGCAUUGUGUAUUUCCGAGUGGGAACCCAGCCUCUAAACCCCAGCAUGAUGCUUCCAGCUUGGAUCUGCAUCGAGCCACCUGAGCAGCCUGUAGGUGUGCACUUGGUACGUAUUCAGACCAGUCCUAACGACCGCAUGCUGUGGGCUCUGGACAACCGCUGUAAUGUACAUGUGCGCAUUGGCAUUACUGAGGAGAUGCCAGUGGGGACAGCCUGGGAGCACAUUCCUGGGCUCCAGGCUAGUCAGUUAGUGCUGAGCACAAGAACUGCAUGGGUGCGCUGUCCUAAUGGAGAGAUGGCCCGACGAUACGGGAUUUCAGAAAAGAACCCAGCUGGGGACUACUGGAAGAAGGUACCAGGCCUGGUCAACUGGCUGACAGUGACUCCCAUGGAUGAGCUCUGGGCCGUUACUCCAACCGGUGCUCUGACGCAGCGCCUCACCAAGACCCUGCCACACAGCACUGGCAAAAAUCAGCCCAGCACAGGCUCCCUCAGUGGGGAAGAACUCGAGGAGGAGUGGGAGGUGAUUUAGCCAGCUGUGCCGUGCGUUGUAAAAACAGUUCUGUUGUUUUUGCUAGUAGCACUUAUUUUUGUUCUUAACCUGUGUACAGAAGAUUGUCUGUCUUUACAGAGUGUACAGAAUCUUUUGAUGGUUUUGAAGGGAAGUCUCAACAGAGAAUAUUUGUUUUAACUUAUUUUAACCAUACACUACUGAACUUUUUACCCAAUAUGUCAGGAUCCAUUAAACUUACGAUUUUUUUUUUUUAAACAUGAUUAAAUGGUCCAGUCACUACCGCAGUGCACAUCGUGAGGCGUUUCUGUAACAAGUGUGUCAGAGUAUGAUUACAGACUCGAGAUCUGAUCCACUUGGAUGUAAAGGGGAAAAUGUAAAUCUGCAUCGUAACGCUAAACAUUUGAUUAAAAUGGGUUCUGGUUCACGAAAGGGACCGAGACUAAAGUCUGAUCUUGAAGUAAAAUGAAAGAUGUCCUGGGAUUGACUGUAAAGAGCAUUAAUUGAAUAUUUAACAUGAGUGAAAUCAUGCUGGUGGUCUCUUUGUGUGAGCACCAAGAUAGUGAUGCAUGGUAGAAUUUGAAUGGUAAUAUAAAGUGUAUAAGGUCUGUCUUACAAGUGCAAUGUUAACUUCUAGAAUGUAAAAACCAUGACUUCUAACCUACAUGUGUGGUGUAUAAGAUCUUUUAAUAUUAACAGUUCGCAGGUGUUUGCUUUCUGAAAGAACGCUGCUUUAUACCUGAAAAUGUCGUUCUGAAUUUCAUGAACCGAUGGAUGAGAUUUGUGGCUGAUUUAAAUGAAAUGGACAAAAGCCUAAUCAGUUGUGCGUAAGCAUAUACCGGCUGUCGGAAUGCUGCUGUUCCACAAUCUGAACAGAUUCUUUGUGUGACCUUUUUUUUUUUUUUCUUCUCCCUUUUCACAUUUGGGAGCAACUAGAUUUUACUUUGCAGUUAAGAUCCAUGCAAAAAGAGAAACGGUUCAGGAAAGUCUGUUUUCUGUACAGGAUAUACAGUAGCAAGUUUAAAAAUGUCACCAAAUGAAGGGUUUUCCCAGACCACCACACACAUUGUGAAGCAACCAGAGGCAUCCAUGAUGCUUAAUGAACUGAAAGUCUAGCUAAACAUGUUUACAAUAACAGUAUGCUGAGCUGAAUACAUUGCUAGACUUUACUGUAGUUGUAAAGCCGAAAACUUAAUGUGGAUAAACAGGAAGCGUGAAGCAGAAAUCCUACUGACACAGAAGUAAAAUUGCUGGGACCAAAAGUACUUGGUAGUGGAUUUGGAAUUACUUUCUGAUGAAUCGAGUGUGUAAUUAAUUAAAAUUUCCCCAUGUUUUAACAACUGCAGAAUGUGAGAAGUGCAAAUGACUGACAAUGCACUUUAAGAUCCAUCACGUCAUAAUCGUCAUAAAGUCUGUAAGGCAAUGUAGAAGGAACUAUUUUGCUAAUACUUAUCUAUAUCUUUGCUUUCACAGGAUUUGCCUAGGAAUACAUGUUAAAAAAAAAUCUAAAUUGGUCAUGGCUAUUGGGAGCCGUUACCAGUGUAAAUUCCAUACAAUAGGGCAUAAGGCAUGUUUAACAUAGUUAUUCACAAACAUACCUGCUGUUUGUUGGUUCAGAUCAACCAUGUGCAUGAAAGAUCAAAAUCUGGAAAAGGGGAUGAAGAGGUGUUUGGUGGUUUGUUUGUUUUUUUCUUUUCUCUCCUGUCCUUCUUUUCAUUGCUGUAACUUUGAUCACUUGGUUGUUCGUUGCCUGAUAUCGUGUUAUUGUGACAGUUUACAGCAUUACUAUAAGCCAUCUCAUAAUCCAAACUCUUAGUCCAUUCUGAGAACUGUAAUGCGUUAUUGCCAACUUUCAUGUAUCAUUUAGAGAAUGCACUUUAUUAAUGAAUACAUAAGUGUCAUAAUUUUAAUGAGACAUAAGUAAUUGUAAUUUUUUUUUUUUUACCUUGCCGUGUGACUUGUUUGCAGUUUUUUUUUUUUAUUUUAUUAAACUACAGACACCUCAAAUAUUAUGCAAAUGAAAUGUUUCGUAUAUCACACAUUGCAUUAAUAGUCAACUGUUUGUGGUUGUUUUAUUAUGUGACUUCUUUUUGCCUUGAAUUUUGGGCCCUCUGGGACUCUCAUGCCCUCUCCUCUGACCACAAUGCUGUUGGUGAAAAUGAAAUGGGAACACUAGCACUCAUUAUAGAGCACUGAUGUUAUGCGUAUGGUAUAUUAUCAUGAAUUACAUUUAACCAUGCUUUAACCGCUGCUGUCAUCACUUUAUGCUGUCUGUAUGAAUUUCCAGAAUUAAACAGAAUGUUUACCAAAAAUG